AACAUUUUCUUGGUAUGUUCAGUUAGUGUGUCAGUGCCAGUGGUCUGUAUGUUCAGUUCUGAUACUUCAAGAGCAUAACAGAGCACGCAUAACUACCGAAGAAACUGCUCUUACAACUUUCAAUUUCAACUAAUCCAUCGAGUUAGUUAGAUAUCAAGUAUUCGAAAAUACGCAGUGCUGGGAUUAGUGGUUUCACAUUCGCGUUUUUGGUGAUAAGCUGCUGAUAAUACUCACAAUCUACCGCUGGGGGUUUGAAUGGAUUGCGCAAAAUAUCAGUACAAAUCGAUUAUGGAUCACUGAUGGUACAAACUACUAGACUGUUUGCAUCGUAACGCAUUAGAUUUUCCUUUCUAAUUACUGCCUCUGCUGCAGUCACCGUACAAUUCAAUCAGCCAGCCGCACAAUGCAGGUACUGAGCAAACUUACGUCGGUCCCGGUGACCUGCAAGGAGUACGUCCAUCCAUGGACGGACUCUUGUAGCAUAGCUUCCGCCGAGUUCAUGAUCGUAGCCGUGCAGGAUAGUUUCCGAAUCUAUACGGCGGUAUACAUGCUCUCUAUGGCAAUGCGUGGCCGGAUCCCCAGCUUCGAGGAAUUGAAACGCACCAUCCGUGGUCUGCUGCAGUCGACUGCCUUCCUGACGAUGUCGGCUUUCAGUUAUUCCAUUUUUUUGUGUGCCGUUCGUCGGCUUGCCGGGUCGUUUAACUUCUACACGGCAUCGUACAUACCGGCCUACAUGGCAGCUUUGUGUUCUAUUCUAGUGGAACGUCCAUCUAGGCGAGGGUUACUCUGUCUGUACGUAUCCAACGUGGCUACCGAAACUGGAUGGAACAUACUGAAAUCGCGAGGCUUGGUGCGGUCCAUUCCCAAUGGAGAGAUUUUGAUCUUUGGACUGUCGACGUCUAUCCUGCUGUACUAUCAUCGGUUGAAUCGACAGAAAGACUACAGCGAUUCCAUGUUCGACGUGUUUCGAUUUGCACUAGGGGACAGUGAAGUCAUGAAAACCGAGGAAACUGGUGAAAUCAGACGGGAGAUCCGAUCCAAAGAACGUUCCAGCAAACUAAUACUACCGUACAGUUUUAUCCAAGCGGUGCUGAAAACGUAUUUAAAUGUGAUAUCGAAAAUCAAGACACUUGGAAAGCAUACACUUUGUCGGCACAAACACAGCUGUAUCUACAAUACACUCUCUGGAGGCACGCGGAUGUUUUCCAUCGGUCUAGGGAUUCAGGUGAUAAUGAAGGUUCUAUUCCAGGCUCGGCGGGUCUUCCGACGACCCGAACUGCUUAGACGCACAUUUUUCCGAAAGGAUAUUUUGAAACUGGGCAUGUUUUUGGGUGGCUUCACAUCCCUGUACAAGCUGUCUUCCUGCCUUUUACGACACAUAACCAAUAGUGAUAGAGCGGAAUAUGCUAUUCCUAGUGGAUUGAUUGCGAGUUUGGCAUUUGCUUUUUAUAACGAUACCACCAUCGCGUUGUACAUUAUGUGGAAAAUGCUCCAAAUGACCUACAACUGGGGAAUUGAAAAGGGUUACGUACCAAAAGUUCCAGGUUUCACACUACUCUUGUACUCCGCCAGUACGGCACUCCUGUUCCAUGCAGCUACGCUAGAACCGAUGCAGCUGCGGCCGAGUUAUUGGAAAUUUUUGUACUCCAUUUCUGGCGGAAGGAUAAUGGUUAUGGAUCGAAGCGGAUUUGAUGUCUACGGUAUUGGCACCAGUAGACAGAUUAGUGAAGUGAGCAAACUGUGCAAUACUCCUCCGGUGUUGAAAUUUCAAAUUUCAAAGUAGUUAAACUGGUUAAACUGUGGAACCAUUGGCCUUAGGUUAACGUGGGAAGAGGUUGUGUCGUAUGGCGGCUGCCGUAGAAUUCGAUUUGUCUGAACAGCGUGCUGCGCCGCACAAUUAUCUAGGUUAACUGCACAAAACUGUAAAAAAGCGCAUUCGAGGGCGUUUUGCUAAAGAUUGUUAGUUUUUGCUUGGAUGAAAAAAAAUGUAAUGCAUAAUGCAAAAAAAAGGAUGUUUAGUUUUGAAGGGGUUUUCUAGCAUGUAUAUCAAUUGAAUUGUAUAGAUUUGUACAUUUUAGAUUUUUUAAUUUGCAAAUACACAACUGGU
This is a messenger RNA of Malaya genurostris, 2107 nucleotides long. RefSeq names its product transmembrane protein 135-like. NCBI's taxonomy places the organism in Eukaryota, Metazoa, Arthropoda, Insecta, Diptera, Culicidae. The record is from RefSeq and is a predicted model, not a curated record. Bases 404 to 1783 code for a protein of 459 amino acids. The transcript is spliced from 6 exons.